Bolinopsis microptera is the source of this 4181-nucleotide messenger RNA. RefSeq names its product eukaryotic translation initiation factor 4 gamma 3-like. Gene Ontology annotation, cellular component: eukaryotic translation initiation factor 4F complex. The record is from RefSeq and is a predicted model, not a curated record. Bases 464 to 3448 code for a protein of 994 amino acids. Lineage: Eukaryota; Metazoa; Ctenophora; Tentaculata; Lobata; Bolinopsidae. Gene Ontology annotation, molecular function: protein binding; translation initiation factor activity; mRNA binding. The transcript is spliced from 20 exons.
GGGAGGCUAUCAUUAUUGAUAACACGACCAAGAAAGAGUCUGUAAAAGAGGAGACAACAGUUGUUGAAGAGAAACCUGCCGAAGAAGUAAAACCAGUGCAGGAGGAAGUGAUCCAGAAGCCAGUGGAGGAAGUUAAGGAGAAACUGGUGGAGGAAGAUAAACCAGAGGAGGAAGCGAAAGUAAAUGAGUCGUGGAGAAAGCUGCGGAGCGACUAACUAUAGAGAUUCCAGCGGAAGAGAUAACCCCCUCUGAAGAUGUGCCCUCCUCUGAGGAAUCCUCGGAAUGCAAGGACCAGUUUGAGACUCCUCCCGCUACUCCUUCAGAAGUGCGACCUGAGGUCCCUAACGAACCCACCAAGCUAGCCGAACAGGUGGAAGCUGCUAAACCAGUCGAGCUUGUUAAACCGGUUGAGUCUGUCAAACCAGUGGAACAUGUUGAACCUGUGAAGCCGGUUGAAGCUGCUAUGCCAGUGGAAGCUGCUGAAGUUAUUGUCGCCGAAUCUGCUCAGACAGUUCAUGCUGAACCUGAAACAAAAGAGGAAAAGAAAGAAAUAAUUGAAGCUGAUACUGAAAGUGCUAUCCCUGCGAAGAUUGAUCUCGAAGAAGGUGAGAUAGUCGAGGAAGAGGAGACGACACCAACAGGACCCUACAGAUACACUCGGGAGGAGAUGGUAGCACUACGUGAAGCUCAGGAUAAGAUCUUACCUGAUGUACCUAAGUAUGAGUGUAUUAUGGAUAGACCCAUUCUGAAAGCAGAACCCCAGCGACCAAGGCCUAACAACCAAUUCGUGCCAUCGUGGGAGCAGUCAGGCAGCAGGAACAGGUCACGAGGAGGAGGGGACAGAAACCGGAGCAUGGACAAAAACCACUCCAGCAUGGUCAUGAAAGGACCUAGGAUUAUCGAACAUACUCUCGCACCCAUUCAGACACGUAAGAAGAGCAAUAACGCUUGGCUCACCAAACGAGAGGACGGCACCAAGAAAGACCCUGCUAAAGUACCGGACUCGAAACUGCUGCGCGGAAACAUUGUUGCUAUCCUCAACAAAAUCACUCCGCAGAACUUCAAGGAUUUAAGUGUACAGAUACUGCAGCUGGGUAUUGAUAACAUGGACAAACUGGAGGUAGCAGUGGAGAUUAUUUUUGAGAAAGCCGUGUUGGAGCCAGCGUUCAGUCAAACUUAUGCCAACCUCUGUAAGAUAAUGGGAUCGAUUAAGUUUCCCGAAGAGCAAAACGCCAAAGUGUCUCCAUUUAGGAAAACUCUGCUGAACAGAUGCCAGAAAGAGUUCUUCAGGGAGAAGAGUGAUGAGGAUAAAAUCAACAAAAAGAUGGACGAACUUCAGGCGCGCACUGACUUAACAGAGAACGAGAAGCAGGCUCACAACGAGGAAUUGUUGUACCAGCGUGGCAAGCUGAAAAAGAAGAUGCUGGGUAACAUCAACUUCAUUGGGGAGCUUUUCAACCUUGGCAUGUUGUCCUCUAAAAUCAUCAUCAGCCAGUGUAUCGGUAACCUGCUGGCUAAACGAGCGCAAGGAAAGUUGGAUGACGAAGUGAUAGAAUGUCUCGCUAAGUUGUUCUCUACCGUCGGACUAAAACUUGAGAACGAGUGCGACGAUGAACUUAAGAAACGAGCUUUCGAGAAAAGUUUCGGUGACUUCAAAGAAGUGGGAUCAAAUUCGAGCUACGCGUACCGUAUACGGUUCAUGAUACAAGACGUUGUGGAGUUGCGUGAUAAUAACUGGGUGCCGCGCCGUAUUGAGGCAAAACCUCAGAGAAUAGAUGAUAUACACAGAGAACACGCGAAGGAAGAGCAACAGAAGAAAAUGGAGGCUGCCGUUGCCCAGAGCAGCAGGAAAUCUAAAUCAAGAGCAGACAGUCGUGAUGAGAGAGGACGAGGCAGCAGGGACGGAAGAAUGGACAAACACGAGUACAGCAUUGCCCCAAAACGUGUCAACACUAACAUAGACAUGAGCAAACUGUCUGGAGCCAACCAGAAAUGUAUUUCUCAGAAGGUGGACUCUGGAAACCUGAUUCUUGGCCCGUCUCGAGCCCAAUGGGGUAGAGGAAGUGGUACUGGUAGUGGAACCAACAGCCCACUUAGUGGCAGCAAGGAGGACCUCUCAACCAACAACCGGUUUGACAUGCUGACAAAGAAACAGAACCUGGUACCAGGACGAACCAGCAGUGCCCCCGCGCCGCGCAAGGCCAUGGACAGAGACAGGGAACGUGCUAGCGCUCUCGCUCACGCUCAAGCCAUUGGUCGUGGCAAAGGACGCGGACGAACGCCAUCUCCGUCUCCAGUGCGAUCAGCUCCAGGGAAAGUAGAUGCUCUGAGUGAAGAGGAUAUAAGGAAGAAGACUAAGAGUAUCCUGACAGAGUACUUUGACAUUGAAGAGAUUGAAGAAGCGUGCGCCUGUAUCAAGGACGAGUUACAGCUUGUAAAGAAACACAAUAUCUUCAUACAAGAAGCUAUUGAUAUCGUCAUGGAGGCUAAACCAAAGAGUCUGAGGCUGUUAGGAGAACUGUUCCCCGCUUUGUUCCAGGAGGAUCCUCCUCUCAUGACCGCAGACGGUCUGCUCUCUGGUUUCCAGCCAGCGUUCGAAGUAGCACAGGAUCUCGCUAUAGACGUGCCUGCAGUGUACGCUAACUUUGGUAAACUGCUCGGACAGACCUUUGCUAAGGGUCACCUCACUUUCAAGGUCAUCAAGGGAGCUCUCGGUCCUCUGAGAGCGUCAGACAAGGCUGGUCUUGUCAUGUGCGAGAUAAUCAAGAACGCGCUGGAAAACCUGGAUGACAAGGGAAGCAUGGAUAUUCAGCAGAGAUGGGGUAAAGACAAGAUGUCCUGGUCCGACCUAUGUGACGACCCAGUCCAGCUUAUACAGAAGUAUAAACUAGACUUCUUGUCUACAACUUCCGAGCCAAAAGAGUCCAUAUCCGAGUCUGACAUUGACAUCACUGUGACACUCAGGAACUUCUUUGAAGAUUCCAACUCCUCUCAAAAUGAUGUUUUCUCCUACAUAGACAAAACUGUGUCCGAGAAAGCUCAAAAAGAAGGACAAUUCAUCAAAGACUUGAUGAAUGUAUCGUGUACUUUCUGCUUUGAGGCGGACCCCAAAGCCAUCGGAAUGUAUGAGAUAUCAGAAGACAACUUCUCAAAAGUGAUGCCCAUACUGAAGAAAUAUCUACAAUCUGGUAAAGAUAAUUCUGAUCUGGAGCUCCACGCUCUGGACGCUGCCCAGCUACUUCUGCACGAGAUGAAGCACCCCCGAGAUUUGGCGUACAUUCUGUUUGGAAAGCUGGAGGAUGACGAGAUAAUCACAGAGAAUGGUUUCCGACACUGGCGGGAGAACGGCAAGGAACAGCAGGGGCACGGAGUAAUGCGACAAAACCUCAAAUCCUUUUACUUGGAGCUUAGUCAGGACUCUGCCGACGAUUCUGAAACGGGCUCGUGAAAUUACAUAUAUCCCUAGUGAAAUGUGUGCGAGUAGUUUUUAUAUUUUGCGGGAACUCGUAUUUCUAAGUUAUUUUUGUGAUGGGUAUGGUGUUGUUUUUGUUUUGGUUGCCGUUGGUGACGUCACGCGGUGGUGUGAUGACGACACGUGGUGGUGUGAUGACGUCACGUGGUGGUGUGAUGGCGUCACGUGGUGGUGUGAUGGCGUCACGUGGUGGUACGUGACAAUGGAUUGUGCGAUGUUCUCUAUCAUGAGUGUUAAGCAUUUACCCAGAGAUCCCUCCUUCUCAUCAAAAUGUACUCCAUUUUCUCAACUAAUUAAAAAAUUGUGACGUCACCAGUUCACCUCGUAAUGUCCUCCUUUUGACACCUCAUGUCACCUAUCCAGGACCCCCAGCCUCUUCCAGUACUUCGCUCUCUCGCUCCUUGUCGGUACUCAUACCUGCUGCUGUUCUCACGUACCUGACAUAGAUAACAUCUCUUAUCUUAAACAGUGAGUAGGCUGAAAUCUGUAGUGGCUGGAGAUUCCUGGCAAAGGAGAGUCGGCUCAUCACUCGGUGUGAUGACGUCACGUGGUGUUGUGGUGACGUCAUAGAUCUGAAGAUCUCUGGGUAUUUGUAUUGAGCUUGACCAUAUUUUGUACCACAGCUAAGCCUAUUUAUUGAAUAGUUCUUUAUGUCAAAUUGCUUAUUAGUACGACUAAAUCUUUCUAACGAUCGCCACGGAAUCGGUAA